Messenger RNA from Debaryomyces fabryi, 2646 nucleotides. Its product is annotated as C2H2-type zinc finger protein. NCBI's taxonomy places the organism in Eukaryota, Fungi, Ascomycota, Pichiomycetes, Serinales, Debaryomycetaceae. Bases 1 to 2646 code for a protein of 881 amino acids. Gene Ontology annotation, cellular component: chromatin. The record is from RefSeq and is a predicted model, not a curated record. The transcript has a single exon. Gene Ontology annotation, biological process: DNA-templated transcription; regulation of transcription by RNA polymerase II. Gene Ontology annotation, molecular function: RNA polymerase II cis-regulatory region sequence-specific DNA binding; zinc ion binding; DNA-binding transcription factor activity, RNA polymerase II-specific.
AUGACGGAAGUUCCACAAUUAUCUCACUCAAAGAAUGAAAAUAGUAGUGUGCAAAUAUUUUGUGACGAACCGGGUUGUAAUAAAUCAUUUAAAAGAACAGAUCACCUUACGAGGCAUAAACGCAAUCAUACAUCUAAGAAUUUGUUCAAAUGUACGUGGCCUGGGUGUAAUAAAUCGUUUGUCAGAAGGGAUGUAUGGUCUAAGCAUACACAACGUCAUGUUGCGAGACAAGAAAAACAAAAGGACCUUCGAACUGGUCGUAUACAAUUUUUAGAGAUAUACACACCUACAUCUAAUUUCGAUGAAUUAAAUAGAAAGGUUAAGAAUUCUUCUAAUAGUCCACCAAUUCCUAAGAAUCAUGAAGGAUGCAAUUUAUUGGAUGACCAACAGUUUCUGUCUAUCCCAAGCGUGAAUUAUAAAUUUCAAAAUCAAAAGAUGUCUCUGAAGGACAAUUCUUCUAAAGCUUCAGUUAGUGAAUCUCCUAUUCCGAAUGAACAAAGAAACCUGCAUUCUAAUUGUCUUAAUGAUGAUUUCCAAGAGCAAAGUCUUAAUAGAAAGCAAGGGAUUAUUGAUAUUGAGAUUAGCCACCCGACUGUUUAUUGUUAUAGCUCUAAAACAUAUAUCAAUUCGACCAUAAAAAACCCAAGUAUCACUGAAAAUAAAGGAAAGAAUUCUGGAACAGUAAAUGAAUGCCUGGUGAUUGACGGAAAUAAAGAAAGCGUUUCUGAAAAAUUUGGAAACUUUACAAGUGGACCAGAAACAAAUAAGACUACACCUACAGAAUUAAUACAUUGGAUGUUAAACGGACAUGCACUGUAUUCAGAGCCGUUUCACAACUAUAUUGAUUAUUCUCCAGAUUCUCCCUUGAAGAACUUGUUAAGUAUCUCUUCUCCUUUCCCAAUUUCGAAUUGUCAAACCGAUGUGUCAGAGGGUACGAGAUCAAGGAUGCUUGAAUUUAUUCCUUCGCUUCUGCUUAACCUAGAUUUUAGUUUAGAUCAUAUUAAAAAAUGCAUAGGGUCUUACUGGAAUAUAUUUCAUGUUCAAUAUCCAAUUUUACAUAAGCCUUCCUUUUCUACGUUGGAAGCACAUCCUUUAUUAUUGUUGAGUAUGGUAUCGAUGGGGGCAGCCCUUCGCUCUCGUAAUAAUCGAACAGACAGCAGAGCUUUUAAAGAUAUAGGUAAGUUAGCGUAUGAAAUAGCCGAACCGUUAAGAUGGCUUAUUUUUUCAGCUAGUGAAAUGACAGAACAUAUUACUCCGUGGGUUAUACAAAGUUUGCUAAUUGUAGAGUGCUAUGAAAAUUCGUGCUCUAAUAGGAGGUUACAUCAGAGAGCAUAUUUACAUCAUGGAUUAAAAAUACAACUACUAAGAAGGAGUCCUCUACUUGGUGGAAAUUCUCUGAGAAUUAUUAAUAGUGAUGAUGGCCUAACUGACGAAGUCGAUGCUUGGAAGAAAUGGAUCGAAAUAGAAUCUUUAAAGCGAAGUGCAUUCAUGGCCUUUCUAAUUGAUGCCAUACAUGCAUUAAUAUAUGGCCAUGAGACAAUUCUAUUAACUCAUCAGGUAAAAUUAUCCUUGCCUUGUGAUGAAAUGUUAUGGGAAAUGACGGAAAGUACUUAUUUGCCGCCAAGCUCAGAAUCUCCUAAGUUUUUAAAUGCAUUAUCAAAUUUACUUCAUAAAAAAAGGGUUGAAACUGGAGCAUUUAAUAAGAGAAUUCUUUUUGCAGGAUUAUUAACCAUUAUGUUUGGUAUGGAACAAAGGGAUAUUCAGAUUAAAGAGUUUGAGUGGGAAUCAGUUAAAUCAUCGUGGAAAGAAACAGUAUUUGACGCUAUUGGAUUUUGGAUGGAAGAUAUGUCCCAGACAUUUUGUUGUGAUAUAAGAACUGGAUAUUAUAUACCGACAAAUACUGAGAUGCUACCCGAAUCCUUGAAGUUCGAUAACACAACUUGUAAACUAGCCAUGUAUCACCUUUCUCAAGCUUUUCUACGAGUUCAGCAGUAUGAUUGCAUCAUAUAUGCCGGAGCACCUAGUAGGAUGAAUGUUAGGACUAAUUACAAUGACUAUGAAAUCGUGAAGAAAAGAAUUCACGAAUGGGCUAAUUCAUACAGUGGAAGUGUGUCUGUCGUACAUGCAUAUUUAUUUAUAUCCGAGAUGUUAUUGAGCCUGGAUAAAUCGAAGGAAAAUAUUUUAUUAUCCUAUGAUCCUAGCGAAGAUCCAAUUUUGUAUAGACCAAAUGUUGUUGCUUCAUUAUUAUUCGUAAUUUGGUGUUACAAUUAUUGCUUGGAAGGGCCAGAGUCCAAUAUAUUUCCAAAUACUGACCAAACUACUCAAACCUCUUGUAUGAAAUCCAAUUAUUUACCAGAAAAAAUGAAUGGAUACAGCUACAUAAGUCGUAUUAAUACGUCAUUUAAACGCUCUUCUGUCGGAGAAACUAAGUUGAGUUUUAAAUUUGUUGAUAAAUAUGCCAAAGCUUUGGAUCAAGUUCAAGAAAAAAAUUGCACUGUCGGAUUAUUGAGGCUCUUUAAAGAGAAAUAUGAAAAUUGUGUUUCUCAAAUUUGUCAAGAGUAUGGCAAGCUUUUAGAGAAUUGUAUUCAAAGAAGUUUAGGCAAAACAACAAUUAUUUGUACCAAUAUGUACAAACAUUCUUCUUGA